AUGGUUUAUGACCGCUACAUUGCCAUCUGCAAACCCCUGCACUACAGGACAAUAAUGGCCAGCAGAACUUGUGUCAACAUGGCAGCAGCUGCCUGGAGCAGUGGCUUUGUCAAUGCCCUCCUUCAUACUUCCAAUACAUUUUCACUACCAUUCUGCAAGGGCAAUGCUCUGGACCAGUUCUUCUGUGAAAUUCCCCAGAUCCUCAAGCUCUCCUGCUCAGAUGCCUACCUCAGAGAAGUUGGACUUCUUGUGAUUAGUGCCUGUUUAGCAUCUGGGUGUUUUGUUUUCCUUGUGCUGUCCUAUGUGCAGAUUUUCAGGGCAGUGCUGAGGAUCCCCUCGAUGCAGGGACGGCACAAAGCCUUUUCCACAUGCCUCCCUCACCUGGCCGUGGCCUCCCUGUUCAUUAGCACCGGCACAUUUGCCUACCUAAAACCUCCAUCCAUGUCCUCCUCCUCCCUGAACCUUUUGCUGGCAGUUCUGUACUCGGUGGUGCGUCCCACACUGAACCCUCUCAUCUACAGUGUGAGGAACAAGCAGCUGAAGAAUUCAGUGUGGAAAAUGAUGAUUGGAUGUUUUUCAGAAGCAAUAAAAUGCCUGUCUUUUGUGUAA
Messenger RNA from Cygnus olor (mute swan), 609 nucleotides. RefSeq names its product olfactory receptor 14C36-like. Bases 1 to 609 code for a protein of 202 amino acids. Gene Ontology annotation, biological process: G protein-coupled receptor signaling pathway. NCBI's taxonomy places the organism in Eukaryota, Metazoa, Chordata, Aves, Anseriformes, Anatidae. The transcript has a single exon. Gene Ontology annotation, cellular component: membrane. The record is from RefSeq and is a predicted model, not a curated record. Gene Ontology annotation, molecular function: olfactory receptor activity.